AGCCGGUGGCUGCGGUGCCCGGCUCGGCUUUACAUCGCCCGUCUUUCCUGGUCGUCGAGAGGAGUGGCUGCCCAUCCCUCUGGGUUUCUGGCAGCGUCAUGGCAGAGCUGGAGAGCCUGGAGUUCGGCAAAGCAGAUUUCGUGCUUCUCGACACCGUGUCUAUGCCGGAGUUCAUGGCCAAUCUCCGGUUGAGGUUUGAAAAAGGACGGAUCUACACAUUUAUAGGGGAAGUAGUUGUUUCUGUAAAUCCUUACAAGAACUUGAAUAUCUAUGGCCGUGAUACAAUUGAGCAGUACAAAGGGCGGGAGCUGUAUGAGAGGCCACCUCAUCUCUUUGCCAUAGCUGAUGCUGCAUAUAAAGCCAUGAAGAGACGAUCAAAGGACACAUGCAUUGUAAUAUCAGGUGAAAGUGGAGCAGGUAAAACAGAAGCAAGUAAAUAUAUUAUGCAGUACAUAGCUGCCAUCACUAAUCCAAGCCAGAGAGCUGAAGUUGAGAGGGUGAAGAACAUGCUGCUGAAAUCCAACUGUGUUCUGGAAGCUUUUGGCAAUGCAAAAACUAACCGUAAUGACAACUCCAGCCGCUUUGGAAAAUACAUGGAUAUCAAUUUUGAUUUCAAAGGAGACCCAAUAGGUGGGCACAUCAAUAACUACUUGCUGGAAAAGUCCCGAGUGAUUGUGCAGCAACCAGGAGAGCGGAACUUUCACUCCUUCUACCAGCUUCUUCAAGGAGGCUCUGAGCAGCUUCUGCGAUCUUUACAUCUCCAUAAAGAUUUAUCUGCAUAUAGCUAUAUUGGUGCUGGAGUACAACCAAAGUGUGCCAUUAAUGACAGCGCUGACUUCAAAGCUGUUGCUGAUGCAAUGAAAGUGAUUGGGUUUGGACCAGAGGAGGUUCAGACAGUGUACAAAAUCCUUGCUGCCAUUCUGCACUUGGGCAACUUGAAAUUUUCUGUGGAUGGGGAAACACCAAUGAUUGAAAACAGCAAGCUAGUAUCUGUCAUUGCAGACCUGCUUUCAACUAAGGCUGAUAUGGUGGAGAAGGCCCUGCUUUUUCGAACUGUAGCUACUGGUCGUGACAUCAUUGAUAAGCAACACACAGAGCAAGAAGCCACUUACGGCAAGAAUGCAUUUGCAAAGGCAAUAUAUGAGCGUCUUUUCUGCUGGAUUGUGAUGCAUAUCAAUGAUGGGAUUGCAGUGAAAGACCACAACAGCACAGUUCAUGGCAAAAACACAGUCAUUGGAGUCCUUGAUAUCUAUGGCUUUGAGAUCUUUGACAAUAACAGUUUUGAACAAUUCUGCAUUAAUUACUGCAAUGAGAAGCUGCAACAACUCUUCAUUCAACUUGUUUUGAAGCAAGAACAGGAGGAAUACCAGAGAGAGGGGAUUCCUUGGAAGCACAUUGACUACUUCAACAACCAGAUCAUUGUUGAUCUUGUGGAGCAGCAACAUAAGGGGAUCAUAGCCAAUUUGGAUGACGCGUGCAUGAAUGUUGGAAGAGUCACUGAUGAGAUGUUCCUGGAGGCUCUUAACAAGAAGUUGGGCAAGCAUGCUCAUUUUUCCAGCAGAAAGCUUUGUGCCACAGAUAAAAACCUGGAAUUUGAUAGAGACUUUCGGAUUAAACACUAUGCUGGAGAUGUUAUUUAUUCAGUCAUUGGAUUCAUUGAUAAAAAUAAGGACACUUUAUUUCAAGAUUUCAAGCGUUUGAUGUAUAACAGUUCCAACCCUGUGCUGAAAAAGAUGUGGCCAGAAGGUAAACUGAGUAUAACAGAAGUGACCAAGCGACCACUGACUGCUGCUACGCUUUUUAAGAACUCAAUGAUUGCCUUAGUGGACAACUUGGCAUCCAAGGAACCAUACUAUGUUCGCUGCAUUAAACCCAAUGACAAGAAGUCACCACAGCUGUUUGAUGAAGAACGAUGCAGGCAUCAGGUUGAAUAUCUUGGACUUCUGGAAAAUGUAAGAGUACGGCGGGCAGGAUUUGCCUAUCGCCAAACUUACGAGAAGUUUCUUCACAGGUACAAAAUAAUCCCUGAAUUUACUUGGCCAAAUCACAAACUACCAUCUGACAAGGAGGCUGUGAAGAAAUUGAUUGAGCACUGUGGAUUCCAAGAUGAUGUAGCAUACGGAAAGACAAAGAUUUUCAUUCGCACCCCACGAACACUCUUCACGUUGGAAGAAUUGCAUGCAAAGAUGCUUGUAUGGGUGAUUCUCUUUCUACAAAAGGUUUGGAGAGGCACAUUAGCUCGACUCCGAUACAAGAGGACCCGAGCUGCCCUCAAGAUUAUAAAAUGUUACCGUCGAUACAAAGUGAAGUCUUACAUCUAUGAGGUUGCCCGGCGAUUUCAAAAUGUGAAGUCUAUGAAAGAUUAUGGGAAGCAUGUGAAAUGGCCUAAUCCUCCAAAAGUUCUGCGACGGUUUGAAGAAGCUCUGCGUGCAAUCUAUUACAGAUGGAGAGCACAUGAACUAAUCAAAAGUAUCCCACCCAAAGAUUUGCCACAAAUCAGGGCAAAAGUGGCAGCAGUGGAGUUGCUUAAGGGCCAUCGAGGAGAUAUUGGGUUGCAAAGGGCCUGGCAGGGCAACUAUCUUGCAUUGAAUCCAGAUAAUUUUCAGGCUACAGGCUCAUUUACUCCUGCUAUUUCUGAGUUGCAACGAAAGGACAAAUUCAUGAGGAUUCUUUUUUCAUCUCAAGUUCGUAAGAUAAACCGCUUCAAUAAGGUAGAAAAUCGAGCAAUUUUUAUAACUGACAGGCAUCUUUAUAAGAUGGACCCUACAAAGCACUACAAAGUGAUGAAAACUAUCCCACUAUAUAAUCUAACAGGACUGAGUGUCUCCAAUGGAAAGGAUCAGCUUGUGGUUUUCCAUACAAAAGAUAACAAAGACCUAAUUGUCUGUCUUCUCAAUAUGCAUUCACUUAAUGAGAACAGAAUUGGGGAGCUGGUUGGAGUCUUGGCAAAUCACUUCAAAAGGUAAGUAUGAAUGCAUACUUC
Messenger RNA from Python bivittatus (Burmese python), 2983 nucleotides. Lineage: Eukaryota; Metazoa; Chordata; Lepidosauria; Squamata; Pythonidae. The record is from RefSeq and is a predicted model, not a curated record.